Molecule: messenger RNA, 2667 nt
Organism: Naegleria gruberi
Lineage: Eukaryota; Heterolobosea; Eutetramitea; Acrasida; Naegleriidae
Exons: 3
Coding region: 1-2667 (888 amino acids)
Biological process (GO): error-prone translesion synthesis; error-free translesion synthesis
Cellular component (GO): nucleus
Molecular function (GO): deoxycytidyl transferase activity; DNA-directed DNA polymerase activity; damaged DNA binding
Source: RefSeq, a predicted model, not a curated record
AUGAAUAUAGAUGGUCAUACGGAACCAUCUUCUGUAAUUUUAAUUGGAUUAAUUACGAAACACGGAGGAUCAUAUCGACAAUAUUUUGAUAGUACUGUCACUCAUCUGUUGGCAUGUCAAUUAGCACAUUCAAAAUUAAAGGAAUUGGUCAAACGAAGGAACCCUCCCCAUAUUGUUCAUCCGAGGUGGAUUAUGGAUUGUGUAAAGUCAGGAGUUUUACUCUCUGUAAAAGAUUAUUUAAUUGUGGAUAAUUCGAGAAAUACUGUUCAACACAAGGAUAUGCGUUCAUUCACAACUGUGAAUAGGAAUAAUCAACAAAAAUUUAUUUCAUCUGAAUCAAACUCCUCUAAUUCAAUAGAAAAUUCAAAAGCUUGCUCUUCAUCAACAUCAAAUCAAACUAAAAACAAAGAAGAUUAUAAUUUUGCUCUUUCUCCCUCGUCAACUCCAGUUGGAAAAUCAACAUUGAGAAUUAAGAAGAAAUCAAAUACAUCCAGUACCCCACCAACAAUUCAGAAUAAUAUUACACCUCUUCCAAUAGAGACGAAUAACAAUUUCAAUAGACAACAAUUUAUAAUUCCAGAAAGAAGAGCACCAAUAGUCAAUUCUACAACUUUUAUGAUAUCUGAAAAGAAUCAGAGUGUUGAAGAGUCUAGACCUUUAAAAGAUUUAAUGGCAAAGAGUGCUGCAUCAGAUCCCAAUUUUAUUGGCAAUUAUAUGAAAAGUAGUAGAUUACACUUUAUUAGUACCUGGAAAAACAAGCAAAGAAGCAAAAAUCCAACUAGUUCAACAGCUGAUAAGAAAGGGGUAUUUGUUGUACAUAUUGAUAUGGACUGCUUCUUUGCAUCAAUAGCCAUGAGAGAUAAUCCAUCACUGAAGAACAAACCUAUUGCAGUAUCAUAUUCAACUGAUGGAACAGGUGACAUUUCUUCAGCAAACUAUUGUGCAAGAGACUUUGGAGUGAGAGCAGGAAUGUGGAUGAAACAGGCCAGAGAAUUGUGUCCAGAUCUCAUUGUUGUUCCUUACGAAUUUGAAAAGUAUAAUGAGGCUGCAUCCAAAAUUGAUGAAAUUUUGAACAGUCAUUGUGAAAGAGUUAAAAUUAUUUCCAUAGAUGAAGCCUUCAUUGAAAUUACAAAUGAGUUGAAAAAUAAUACUGUGGAAGAAUUGAAUGAGUUAGUUUCAAAAAUUAGAAAUGAAAUAGAGAGGGAAACAAAAUGUACAGCUUCUGCUGGAAUGUCAACAAACCAACUCUUAGCCAGAAUUGCAACUAAAAAGGCAAAACCAAAUGGGCAAUUCUAUCUUGAUGCCAAAGAGGCUGUUAGUUUUAUAGAAAAUUUAAACAUCGAAGAAAUACCCUCAGUUGGUUGGAAAACUAAAAAGUUUUUUAAUCAGAUGAGCAUCACUAAAUGUUCUCAGUUAUUGAGUUACUCCAAAACUGAAUUGAAAGAAUUAGUAGGUGAGAAGAAAGGAGAAACUUUGUACAAUUUUCUUAGAGGAAUAGACAAGAGACCAUUCUUUGAUGAUACUGGAAGAAAGUCAGUUGGCGUGGAAGUUAAUUACGGAAUCAGAUUCACUAAAAUGGCUCAAGUAUCUGAAUUUAUUGACAAGCUCUCAAUAGAAGUGACAAGCAGAUUGAAAAAUGAAAAUGUUAAGGGUAAAGCAAUAGUUCUAAAAGUCAAGAAGCGCAAAGAUGAAGCCCCAGAAGCAAAAAAAUAUUUAGGACAUGGUAUUUGUGAUAAUUUUUCGAAAUCGUGUACUGUUCCUUACUUUACUGAUGACAGUGAUUUAAUUUCAAGAAAAGUGAAAGAUUUAUACAACCAGUUAUCUAUAGAAGCUGAAGAUUUGAGAGGGAUAGCGAUUCAAAUUCAAAAAUUGAAUGUUACUCGCAAUAAUAACAAUUCCUCCUUGACCAAAUACCUUAAAAAGGAUGCGCAGCAAUUAGAAGAGCAACAAAUAGAAGUUUUAAAUAGCCAGAAUGAGGAUAUUAUUGACAAUGAAGAUUCUACAAUGCUAGUACGAAGCCAUUCCUCAACUAAAACUACAAUUAUUACAGAAAAGAAAUCAGCUCAACAAAAAAAGAAGGAAAAACAUGCCUUCAGACUGGAUGAAUUUUGUGAAUUGGAAAAUUUGGCUAAGGGAGGUCUAAACGAACCAAUAUCAUUUUCGUUCAUUGAAGAAAUGCCUUGGGAUAUUAAAAGAGAUAUAAUUAAGGAUCUAACUUGGAAAAAGAAGCAACAGGAACAAAAAGAGAAGGAAAAACACAAAGAGGAAAGCGAAAAUAAUGGAGAUAUUGACAGCACUGUUGAGGAAGUCACCUUCCCGUAUUUAUUUAAUUCUAUCCAUUUAGAAGACAUGACUUACGUUAAAGAAAUUAUCACUGAUUGGUACGAGGAAAAUUCUGAUGAUUUUUAUUCAGAUCCUGAAGUUGCUAAUUUAUUUGUUGAAAUUAUUGUACAGAUGUUGAAAGCAUACGCUGAUAAUUUGGAUUUAAUAUCUGCUAGACAAUUGAUCAAAUUUAUUCGAAAGUUAUUGGUAAAAGAACCGAGUAAUGAAGACGUAAUUGAUAAGGAUAGAUUAACUCUGGCAACAGAUUUAACAAAUACCAUUACUCAAGCUUUUCAAAACGAAAUUAUUGACGUUGAAUUUACUAAUUGCCUGCUCUCUCUUUAA